This is a messenger RNA of Monopterus albus (swamp eel), 2877 nucleotides long. RefSeq names its product protein kinase N3 (gene pkn3). Lineage: Eukaryota; Metazoa; Chordata; Actinopteri; Synbranchiformes; Synbranchidae. Gene Ontology annotation, biological process: signal transduction; protein phosphorylation. The record is from RefSeq and is a predicted model, not a curated record. Bases 9 to 2861 code for a protein of 950 amino acids. The transcript has 23 exons. Gene Ontology annotation, molecular function: small GTPase binding; ATP binding; protein serine/threonine kinase activity.
CAGCCACCAUGUCGGGUUUAACACCACAGAGCAACAAUCUGCAGGGUCUAGAUGAGGGGGAUAUUCUUGACCCACAAUUUCAGCAGCGUUUGGAAGAUGCCCGCACUGUGAUCAGACAUGAGAUUCAGCGGGAGCUGAAAAUCAAGGAAGCGGCUGAAAGGCUGCGGCGGGCUGUCACCAAUCGCAAGAGUGCAGCUGAUGUUGAAGGCCAACUCAAGGCUUCGAGUCGCAAGCUGGACAAAUUGCACUGGGAACUGCAGGAACUUAAUGCCAGGUCUAUGGCCACAGAGCGAGACAGCACCACAGGCUUCUUGGAAGAAGACGACAACCAGUCAACAGAGUCGUGUCAGUGGGAGGAUGUCACAUCACCACUGACCAGUCGAGUUAGAACCCUGCAGAAACAGCUCACCAUGGAGACCAAAGUCAAACAGGGUGCUGAGAACAUGAUCCAGACUUACACCAACGGCUCAGUCAAGGACAGGAAGAUGCUGUCUACUGCCCAGCAGAUGUUACAGGACAGCCGCACAAAGAUUGAGCUGCUGCGCAUGCAAAUUAUCAAAGUCGGUCAAGCCAGAGAGGGGGAACGGGAUAGCAUGUAUGCAGAUGGAGUUUGCUCAGGCUCCAUGGACAGGCAGAGCUAUCAUCAGAGAGGUCAUCCUGUAGAGGUGAUCAGUCCUCUGGAGCUGCGGGUGGCUGAACUCAUGCACCACAUGAAAAUAGAAUCGGCUGUAGCAGACGGAGCUAAAAAUGUGGUGAAACAGUUGAGUGGGCGUAAGAUCCAGGACCGUCGCAUACUUGCAGAGGCUCAGGCACGGAUGCAAGAGUCGUCUCAUAAGGUGGAUUUGUUGCGUCUCUCCCUGGAGAGACGUUUGAGCGAGCUGCCUCAGGACCAUCCCCAGCAUGCUGCCAUUAAAGAUUUACUAGUUCUGGGAACCUCGCCUUCCUAUGGCACGCCAAAGAAGCAGUCUAGCAUUCCAUCCUCAUCCUCCUCUUCCUCCUUCUUCAGACCAGCCUGUCUAACAGGUCGGUUAGAGGUGUGCUUGAUGGGCUGCCAAGACCUGUUGGAGUCUGUUCCGGGCCGUGUACAUUUAACCGGUGGGUCAUCCACCUCCGGAAGCCUUUCAGAUGGAAAGUCUCUCAAGGUGAGAGCUGGCCUAUCAGGACGCAGUGCCAAUGGCAAGACAGCAAAGGCUGAUGACCUGUCAUCGGAAAUAAGUGCUGUGCUGAAGGUGGACAACAGGAUAGUGGGUCGUACACAUUGGAGACAGCUGGGCAAAGAGGCCUGGGGCCAGAGCUUCAGCAUCGAGCUGGAACGGUCCAGGGAGCUGGAAAUUGCUGUGCACUGGAGAGACUGGCGGGCAUUAAGUGGGGUGAAGUUCCUGCGGCUGGAGGACUUCCUAGAUAACCAGCGACGUGGCAUGUGUCUCCAGCUGGAGCCUCAGGGCAUCCUCUUCAUUGAGGUGACAUUUAUUAAUCCAGUCAUUGAGCGGCGCUCCAAACUCCAGAGACAAAGGAGAAUUUUCCCUAAAGAAAAAGGGAAGAACUUCCUGCGUGCUGCACAGAUGAACAUGAACUUUGCUACUUGGGGCCGUUUGAUGAUGAGCAUCCUGCCUCCCUGCAGCUCUCUGGAGCCCAUGAGCCCUCCAUUAGCUGGCCCUAACACCGGCCCCAUAUCCUCCACUACUUCCCUGGCACAAGAUCCUGCCAUAAUGAGUCUAAAUUUUGCCGAAGAGCAACCUGGCAGUUCUCCACGUCACACAAGAAAGAAAACUCAAGACUCUCCUCUGUCUCCCAGGGCAAACAAGAGCCCAAAGCCAAAGCCACAACACUCAAUCCAUCCACCUCCACACAAGGAAAAAGAGCUACAGAUGCAAGACUUCAACUGUAUUUCUGUCCUGGGAAGAGGUCACUUUGGAAAGGUGCUGCUAGCAGAGUAUAAGAAGUCGGGCAAACUGUAUGCCAUCAAAGCCCUGAAGAAAGGAGACAUUGUGACACGUGACGAAGUUGACAGCCUCGUGUGUGAAAAGAGGAUCUUUGAAGUGAUCAAUACUUCAAAACAUCCUUUCCUGGUGAACCUGUAUGGCUGCUUCCAGACCACAGACCACGUGUGCUUUGUGAUGGCUUACUCCCCGGGAGGAGACCUCAUGACACACAUUCACACCAGCAUCUUUACUGAGAAACAGACCCAGUUCUAUUCAUCGUGUGUGCUCCUGGGUCUGGAGUUUCUCCAUCGAAACAAAAUAGUUUACAGAGAUUUGAAGCUAGACAAUCUGCUAAUGGAUGCAGAUGGCUUUGUCAGGAUAGCAGACUUCGGCUUGUGCAAAGAAGGUAUGGGCCACGGGGAUCGCACCUCAACAUUCUGUGGCACACCAGAGUUUCUGGCUCCAGAGGUCCUGACAGACAGCAACUACACUCGCAGUGUGGACUGGUGGGGGCUGGGGGUCCUCAUCUAUGAGAUGCUGGUGGGGGAGUCCCCCUUCCCUGGUGAUGAUGAGGAAGAGGUGUUUGACAGCAUUGUCAACGAUGAAGUGCGUUUUCCUCGCUUCCUUUCUCCUGAGGCGGUGUCCCUCAUUCAAAAGCUACUGCAGAAAAGUCCUGAGAAGAGACUUGGAGCAGGAGUUGAAGAUGCCUUAGAGAUCAAGAGACACAAGUUCUUCCAGGGAAUGGACUGGGACGCUCUCCUGGCUAAGAAGGUGAAGCCACCAUUCCUGCCCGUCAUCAGGGCACCGCAGGAUGUCAGUAACUUCGAUGAGGAGUUCACGCGCCUUAAGCCAGUCCUCACCCUCCCACGAACACCCUUCCUUCUCACCGCUGAGCAACAGGAAAUCUUUGCCGACUUUGACUUUUCCCACCUGAGUUGACCAAAGGGAUUCUCCC